AUGAAAUCGUCUUCCGCUCAAAAGUCUCAAACUGUGUUCAUACAAAACGCCAAAAAGACGCAAGUGAUGGUCGAUGAAAUCAAACUCUUUUACAAGGACAUUCUUAAAAAGACCAAAAAGUGGACACAACACAUAGCGCUUGCAGCACACGCUGGUAUUGGUGUAUCUGAAAGCAUGAAGAAUUGCGCAACACGCUUUGAAAACAAUGAUAUGGGGAAUAUCCAAAAAGUGUGUACAGCAAUGACACAGUGUGGUGAGUUAGUUAACAACUUCGUGAAGGUCUUAGACCACCUCCAAAUCAAUUUAGACAAAAAUGUGAAUGAGGUAAUGCGCUGUUUCAUCGAAGGAGAACUCGCGAUGACAACAUCCUCGAUAUCUCCUUCAAACCCUAAGUACUCCCAAGCACUUGCUAAUACACAAUUGGCUCUUGACAAAUUCGAAAUCGAGACGUUGGGCGUAUUCCUCAACACUUUUGGCUUAUUCGACGAAGUGAAAAACGAGAUGGAAAAGGUGACCAAUAUUAAGUCUGAAAUUGACGUCACGCGGAGUCAACAACAACAACUCCAAAAAGCCUUCGAAGAAAAUACAAAAGCAGACUCUUCAAAGUACAGAAACUACUUUGGAAUACCUCUCAAAAAGUUGAUCGACGACGAAAACAGGAAAAACACUCAAAUCCCUUUCGGCCUUGAAAAGGCUUUGAAGUAUCUUUACACGUCCGGGAUAGACUCUGAAGGGCUGUUUAGAGUCUCUUCAACACCAGACAAAAUCAAUCACGCACAAAUUCGAUUCCUAGCUAUCAAUUAUUCAAAUGAAGACCCUUAUUUGGUCGCAAAUCUCGUGAAAACGUUUUUGAAAGAAAUCCCUGGUAAACUGAUUCCAAAGGAAGCAAUACCGAUGUUCUUCUUAUGGGAUGACGCUCUGGAUGCCAAAGGAGACGACGAAAAGGUCCAAAAGAAGAUAUGUGAAGACAUGCGAAUGAAAUUGGAGACCUCUCUCUCACCGGAACAUUUCACUUGUUUGAAUUACAUAAUAACUUUUAUGGCAUCUUUAAGUCGCUCAGAGAAGUCGAAAAUGACGGCGGAGUCUAUCGCAACAUGUGUGUCUCCGUCGAUAUUUUAUUGCGACGAAAAAUUGGAAGGAAAACCAUUACUCGAACAUAACACAAAGACCAACCACAUCUUAACCUUCAUGAUCAAAAACUUCACACAGAUCUUCACCAUCCCACGACGAUGUUGUGUCAGGAGGAAACAAAGUGUCUACUUACAAAAUCCAGAAGAAUUUGUGACUCCAAUCAAUGGAUCGCCAUGUCCAACUCCAAUCCUAUUCGACCGAACACCAACACCGUCGUUGGUGACUAAUGAUAUGUCCAAACACAAGUCACUCUCCAACUUCUCUAAUGACACCUUAGUAUAG
Entamoeba invadens IP1 is the source of this 1413-nucleotide messenger RNA. RefSeq lists its product as hypothetical. Bases 1 to 1413 code for a protein of 470 amino acids. Gene Ontology annotation, molecular function: GTPase activator activity. Gene Ontology annotation, biological process: small GTPase-mediated signal transduction. The record is from RefSeq and is a predicted model, not a curated record. NCBI's taxonomy places the organism in Eukaryota, Evosea, Mastigamoebida, Endamoebidae. The transcript has 3 exons. Gene Ontology annotation, cellular component: cytoplasm.